Molecule: messenger RNA, 1297 nt
Organism: Owenia fusiformis
Lineage: Eukaryota; Metazoa; Annelida; Polychaeta; Sabellida; Oweniidae
Source: the annotation of a GenBank genome assembly
AUGGCAUGUUCUUUUCGAUACAAGGUACUCGCGAUCGCUAUCUUAACAACUGCAAUCGUAUUGCAAUUUUCAGUUUGGAGAUUGCUGAGGCAAGUGACACCAUCUGGGAUGGGUGUACAUAAACGAAAGACAGAGGUAAAUCUAACCUGUGACAGAGGAUUCAAUCUGAAAGGAUAUUCAAAAGAAAACCGGAAUGAAGAUCUCAUCAUCUACACCGAAGUACCCAAAUGUGCAAGUACAACGUUCAUGCAGAUUUUGUCAAAUGCUUGCGAUUCUUCUAAAAAGUAUUCAACGCAUUAUACAAAGCCUCUGGUGAUACAGAAUCUACUAAAGGUAACCGACUUGUCAAGAAGGCAGAAAUUUGUUAAAACACAAGUUCUACCAUUCACAAAGAAGCCAUACAUCUUUAGGGGACAUUUAGGAUUCUUUGAUUUUAAUGAGCUAGGAUACAAGCAGCCUUUAUUCAUAGACUUGGUUCGAGAUCCCGUCGAAAGGUGGAUAUCUUUGUACUACUACCAGACGUCAAAUUCGGCCCUAAGGAAGCGACUGAAACUUUCACCUGACGAGAUUAAACAAACUCUUGGCUACUGCCUUCAGUUUUGGAUACGACAGACUAAUUGCGAGGGCAGAGACGUGAAGGAAACCGCAGCGUGUUUAAACACAAGGCCAUUUUCUGGAUGCAAAGGGGCACAUAUAAAACCAAUAUACCCAGAGUGGUUUUCUGGUAAAUAUAUGGACAUCAAUACUUCCAUGGUGUCUAUUGAAAGAGCUAAAACCAAUAUCGAGAAAUAUUAUACAUUCAUUGGAAUAACCGAGCAUUUCAAAGAAACAUUGGUUGCCAUGGAAACUAUUUUACCUCGGUUUAAAAAUGAACUGUCUGUGGCAUACAAACAAAAAAAGGAAAAGAGAGAAAAUGUUGGGCGCAAUAAAGUUCGACCAAACAACGCAAGUAUUGCUGUGAUGAAGGAAGUGUUAGCAGAUGAUUAUGACCUCUAUAAGUUCAUACUCCAACGAUUUUACAUUCAUAUGACGUGUCUGGGCGUUCACGUUGGCCAGUAAUAACACCCCAGUCACAUUACCUACGGCGACCGCACGGUCUAUCAUUUCUGCGGUCAGUAACAUAUAUACGCUCGCCGCAGAAUUUCUGCGGUCUGGUACUUUUGCAGUCACAAUUCCUACGGCAGCCACACGGCGAAUUUUAAAUUUCUAUUGAUAAACGUUAAUAUUUAUUUCUACUUUUAAUUCAGUAUAAUUUAUAAGUAAUAUUUAUAAGGCUAGGAUAUAAUAUCAAAUAAGA